UUUCUUUACGAUCAACACCACUGGUCAAACGGAAGAAAGUGCGCCGAGCAUGCGAGUUUUGCCGGCAGCACCGGGUUCGCUGCGAUGUGUCGUGCCAACAAGAUCCAAUGCAGCAAGCCGACCCAGCACUCAAGAUCACCUUCUGGCACCCGGAAACUGCAGCCGGCUGCUCUACGCAGUCCCCGGCCAGCCCAGUCUGCGCCGCCAUCUACCCCGAUUCAAGAAGGCCCCAACCAACAAGUGAGGCCAAGAUCCAGUUCACAACGGAGUCUAUCCACAAACCAUGCUGCCAUCGCUCCUCCGCCCCCGCAGUUGGAUUCAUUUGCUGGCUUUAUCUCUCGAAUGAAUAAUUUCUGCUCUAUGGUAUCGCAGAUGUCAGCACGCCCAUCUCCUCAACCUAUUGACCCGGCUCCUUCAGACGCUCAGUAUUCCUCACCAAACUUGCUGAGGACAACCGAGUCGGAUGUGACACAUCUGACGCUGGAAAGCUUACAGAAACUUGAAAAAUCGCUAUUUGAUGUCUUCUGGACUCGGUAUCAUCCUGUAAUGCCGAUUAUUAGCCCGGAAGACUUGACGAUCACGUCGGGUCAAAAGUCUGAGCCAUUGCGGCAAGCGCUGAUGGCCUACUGCUUACAAUCAAUCCAUUAUGCUGGGCUUCAAAACCGCUUGCUAAGCAUUCAAAUGGGCUCAGUAUUAUCACACGCAGGGGAGCAUUCCCAUCAAGCCCCUUCGCUAGCUAGUCUAUAUGUUGCUUUUUUCCAAAGGGCUCUUGGGACGAACAGCGACUAUCUCUUGUACGCAGAGCCUUCUUUACUAGACGUGCAGCGGCAUCUCUUCAUGGCCGCCUUUCUACAGAAUUCUGGAGAGCACCAAGCAGCAUAUAAUAUUAUUGGCGUGGCGAUGCGACUCGCACAGUCGCUAGACUUACAGCACCCCCUGGUAACUCGUGCGACCACACAUGAGGUUGAGACGCGUCGUCAUGUUUGGUGGACAUUGGUACACCUCGACUUCCAUUGUUCACGACUUCUGGGAAAGCCUAUGGCUAUCUCUCUAGAUGAUGCGAUAUUCAACACGCCACCUUUAAACCCGCAGGAUCCUUGGCAUACCCCAGAGCUCGGAUUCCAUACGGCAUCGAUAUCGCUCAUUGUUGCGGCAAGGAAGAUGGCCGAGGAUCUGGAGCGUCAUGUGCGUGAUGCGUCAGGGACAAUAGAUCCAUAUAAUCAAAUCGAGCGCCAUGCGCACUUUUUGUCGCGGGAAAUCAAGGGCCUGUACCGAUGGAGAGAUCAAAUUUUGGACGCGAACCUAUACACCAACAUUACACUUAUAUGUAAUGUUUAUCAACCAGACGAGGUUACCUCUUCCAUGAGUCGGCUGAUACAUGAUCAGAAUGCAAGACUGUCGUUUCAUGAGGCCCCAGCGCUCACCUUACAAAAGUCGCUUCUAGAGCUUCGAUACCAUGACAUCAUACUCUGGGCUCACCGACCAUUUAUCCAAUUCCCAAGUCGCGGCUUAGUUCCGCAACGGAGCCCACAAGCCGAUAUACAUGCUACCACGGCACUACAACACGCGCUAACCGUCACGGACCUCAUACACACUCGCAUGCUUUAUAAUGAUGCUCUUUAUGGAUGUCCAGAAAUUUACCAGUACGUGUGGAAUGCCGUUCUGACCCUUGUAGGGUUUAUGCUGGCCUACCCCCUAUGCUACUGGUUCCCACUUGCUCAGCAACAUGUUGAGCGAUCACUUCCGAUAUUUGAGGGGGCGGGGACAGAUAAUCCAAUUGCAUCCCGGGCGGCUCAACGGACACGGUAUCUACUAGGGAGAGUUAGUGCCCUCAUAGAGUUGUUGAGUUCUCAAUCAUCAGCGUUCAGUGAUCGCUACGAUUAUCGGAGGGUGCAGACCGACGAACAAAUGGAAGCAGAGAACCAGCAAUCUUUGCCAUUCGCAUCCGAGGAGAAUGCUUUGUGGUCAUUUGCAGAUACUGUUGACCCUAAUAUUUGGUCUGGUUACUGUCAUGAAAUCAGUGAUAUGUUGAUGGACGUGCCUGAGAUACAUUUGGAAGCUAAUUUUUGA
Molecule: messenger RNA, 2070 nt
Organism: Aspergillus eucalypticola CBS 122712
Lineage: Eukaryota; Fungi; Ascomycota; Eurotiomycetes; Eurotiales; Aspergillaceae
Product: fungal specific transcription factor domain-containing protein
Exons: 2
Coding region: 85-2070 (661 amino acids)
Biological process (GO): positive regulation of transcription from RNA polymerase II promoter by galactose; DNA-templated transcription
Cellular component (GO): nucleus
Molecular function (GO): zinc ion binding; DNA-binding transcription factor activity, RNA polymerase II-specific; RNA polymerase II cis-regulatory region sequence-specific DNA binding
Source: RefSeq, a predicted model, not a curated record